AUGGCUUCGUUCCUCGGCAUGAACCUCUUCGACUUCAAAGGCGAAGAUGGCUCAUUACAGGCGAGUCCUCAAUUUUGGAUUUUUGUAGUGACUACGGUACCAUUGACGAUGCUCACUGUGGGCGCCUGGUAUCUGUAUAAGACCAGGCAUAACAAGAUCAGGAAGGCCAAAUCAAUCGCCGAGGCUGUGUGA
Messenger RNA from Alternaria incomplexa, 192 nucleotides. RefSeq lists its product as uncharacterized. Lineage: Eukaryota; Fungi; Ascomycota; Dothideomycetes; Pleosporales; Pleosporaceae. The record is from RefSeq and is a predicted model, not a curated record. The coding region runs from base 1 to 192 and encodes 63 amino acids. The transcript is spliced from 2 exons.